Aphanomyces invadans is the source of this 1122-nucleotide messenger RNA. RefSeq lists its product as hypothetical. Bases 1 to 1122 code for a protein of 373 amino acids. NCBI's taxonomy places the organism in Eukaryota, Oomycota, Saprolegniomycetes, Saprolegniales, Verrucalvaceae. Gene Ontology annotation, molecular function: nucleic acid binding. The transcript is spliced from 3 exons. The record is from RefSeq and is a predicted model, not a curated record.
AUGCGCAAGGGUCAGCGCAAGAAGAACCUAACCGACCGCGAGUGCAACAACUUAGUUCAGCAUGUGCUGACAAGGUGCACGCCGAAAGGCAAGAUCCCCAAGGGCGUCGCCGACGAGAUUGGAGCACUGUUCAAUUGCACCCCAAACACGGUCCGGAGGAUUUGGCGGCGUGCAGGUGUAGACCUAACUGGUAACAAGACGAUUUGUCAAAGUGUCCAUCAACGCAAGAAAGGCAGCAGUGGUCGCAAGCGUGCACACACAAACCUACCAGAACGGAUUCAAGUCUUCCCACAAUCCCGCCGGUAUUGCUUUCGGUCGCUCGCGCAUGCUUUGGGAAUUCCGAAGUCUACGUUCCAUUGUUACUUCAAGAGCGAUGUCAUUGCCAAGUACUCAACUGUUCUGAAGCCGAUUCUCACCGAGUCGUACAAAGUGUGCAGGCUCCAGUGGGCCAUGAACCAUGUCAAGGACAUCGACGGCGCGAAGUUCUUCGACUCCAUGCUCGAUACGGUCCACGUUGACGAAAAAUGGAUUUUUAUGACUCGCAUGAAGCGAACUGUCAUGUUUCUGUCCGCUGUGGCCCGACCGCGUUGGGACGACACUAAGAAGGAAUGGUUCAAUGGCAAGGUGGGCACUUGGCACUUCACCGAGGUUGUUCCCGCCCAGCGACGCAGUGUUCGACGAGAUGCUGGCACCCCUGACAUGAAGACCAUACCUGUGACCCGCGACACGUACAAGGCAAUGCUGAUCCAACAUGUCAUACCUGCCAUUCGAGCCAAGUGGCCCGUCGCAGAGUCAAGGUCCGUGAAAAUACAGCAGGACAAUGCCCGACCACAUGUGCCUCCACUCGACGCUGAUGUUAUUGCUGCGUGUAAAGCCGACGGUUGGGAUAUGCAGGUUGUGUUCCAGCCUCCGAACUCCCCGGACAUGAACGUCCUCGAUCUGGGAUUUUUUCGAGCAAUUCAAGCACUUCAAGCGGAAAAGUAUUCAAGCACUGUCGAAGAAAUUGUGGCGGCGACGGAGGCAGCGUGGGCGAAUGUCAAAAUGACUACGUUGAACAAAAACUUCCUGACUCUGCAACGAUGCCUCCAGGAGGUGCUUCUGGACAAAGGCUACCAGAAGUAG